AUGCAAAUAGUCAAAUGAAUGCAUUCCCUUCCAGUUCUUCCGUUCAUACUUGCCCAACUGACCUUCUGAAGAGAUCAUAUUUUGAACAUUUUUCUGGGCACUAACUCACUUUCUUAUUUUGCUGCUGUGUUUCCAGGAUGUCAAGUGUACGACUUUGGAGAUUUGAAUUUCACUCAAGUUCCCAAUGAUGAACUGUACAACAACCUGAUUUUAUAUCCACGAUCGGUGGGUUUAGCCAGCCAGGUGCUGGCUGAUGCUGUGAGCAGAGCAGUAGCCGCUGGACACAGCUGCGUGACUAUAGGAGGUGACCACAGCUUGGCACUUGGUUCUGUCAGUGGCCACGCGCGGCAGUGCCCACACCUUGGUGUGAUCUGGGUGGAUGCACACGCUGACAUCAACACCCCUCUUACAACUCAGUCUGGAAGCCUCCAUGGACAACCUCUCUCAUUUCUCUUGAGAGAGCUUCAAGAUAAAGUACCACAACUUCCUGGCUUUUCCUGGCUAAAGCCCUGCCUCUCAGCCUCUGACAUUGUGUACAUUGGUUUGAGGGAUGUGGAUCCUGCUGAAUACUAUAUUUUGAAGAACUAUGACAUCCAGUAUUUUUCCAUGAGGGACAUUGAUCGCCUUGGAAUUCAGAAAGUUAUGGAAAGAACAUUUGAACAACUGAUGGGCAGGAGACAGAGACCAAUUCACCUGAGUUUUGACAUUGAUGCUUUUGAUCCCUCGCUGGCUCCAGCAACUGGGACUCCUGUUCUGGGUGGACUAACCUACAGAGAAGGCAUGUACAUCACGGAGGAAAUACACAACACAGGAAUGCUUUCCGCUGUAGACAUGGUUGAAGUCAAUCCUCUGCUUGGAGCUUCUCAAGAGGAGGUGAAUGCAACUGCUAGUCUCGCAGUCGACGUGAUAGCGACGUGCUUUGGGCAGACAAGGGAAGGAGCACACACCGCUUUUGAUGAACUCCCAACACCCAGUUCUCCAGAUGAAUCUGACAGUGAAGAGCAAGUGAGGAUUUAAGAACCCAAAGUGUUGGGUACAUUGGACAUUAUAGAGCUCUGCUGAGGCACUUGAGUGGAUAGAUUGUCAGUACUUGGCAAAUACUGUUAAAUUCUCAAUUUUUAAAUAAACUAGCUUUUCCACUGAGUGGUGGCUACUUUAUUACAUACCAAGAUUUAUUCAUUUAGUUAAGUAUAUACAAAUUGAGACAAUAAAAUAUUUAUUACCUUCUUCUUAACCUUA
Molecule: messenger RNA, 1239 nt
Organism: Calidris pugnax (ruff)
Lineage: Eukaryota; Metazoa; Chordata; Aves; Charadriiformes; Scolopacidae
Gene: ARG2
Product: arginase 2
Cellular component (GO): cytoplasm; mitochondrion
Molecular function (GO): arginase activity; manganese ion binding
Source: RefSeq, a predicted model, not a curated record